GUGGUUGAUGAGUAUAAACGUGAUAAGAUCAAAAUCGUUCCAGUUUUGAUUGGAGAUGAAGUCAGUACAUCUGAUGUUGUAUCAAUUGCUUCUGAUAAAGACAAAAAGAAUAUUGUUGUAACUGCAACCCAAGAAAGAACGGAGCGACUUGGCAAGAUGAUAAUGGAUUUAGUCUACAAAGUUCUCCAGGAUCCAUGUCUCAAGAAGGUUUGCCAGUUUUUCUCUCAGUGUGUUAAGACAGCUGACAAUGCAGUGACAUGCGAAUGUCCCUCGGGAUGUAAAAAUGACUAUAAGCCUGUUUGUGGGUCAGAUAAAAGGACAUAUACCAACAACUGCACACGUAUGGUAGCCGCUUGCACUUCAAAGACAGACAUUGGUGUAUUAAAGAAUGGAGCAUGUGCAGCCUGUACCCAUCCCCUCUCCCUGGUUUUUGUGAUUGGACGAGGUAAUUUCCAGGAAAAGAAACUAUUCAUGAAAGCAGUUGUAGAAGAGUUCAAUGUUGGAAAAGAUAGUCUUCAGUUGGCCAUCAUUUCCUAUGAUAACAUGAACUAUGUCGACAUGGCCUUUGACGAAAAGCUCAKUAAAAAACAAGUAAGUGAUGCUAUUGAUGGAKUGCAAGAGAAGUUCCUGAUUGGCGAGAAAUACAGCAAAGCUUUACUGAAGGCUGGUGAACUACUUGAUGGGGUCAAAAGAGACGCUGUUAAGGCUAUUGUUUUCAUAACUGACAAGGAAGACCCAUCAACGUCAGAUGUUGCACUUGCUGGAAAAACGCUGAAAGACAAGAAAAUUAAAGUGUUUUCUGUUGGUGUUGGUUCUCAAGUCAGUUCACCUCAGCUGAAGAAAGCUGUCUCUCAGGUUGAUUACCACAAUGGUGUGCCAUCUUUCUCAGASCUGGUACCYUUUGCACCUWCUAUGGCCAGACAGCUGUGUACGGAAUCAGAAUGUAAGGAAAUGGAAUAAGAAGUGUUGAAAGGGAACAUGAAGGGAGUAAAGUGAGGGGAGAAACGGGAUAAAGAAAGAAGGAAACAAAAGUAAUAAGGAAGAAUGGCAGAAAUAAAAAAUAUGAAAUUAAAUUUGAAUGAA
Exaiptasia diaphana is the source of this 1083-nucleotide messenger RNA. Its product is annotated as collagen alpha-1(XII) chain-like. The transcript has 4 exons. The coding region runs from base 157 to 960 and encodes 267 amino acids. Gene Ontology annotation, molecular function: protein binding. Lineage: Eukaryota; Metazoa; Cnidaria; Anthozoa; Actiniaria; Aiptasiidae. The record is from RefSeq and is a predicted model, not a curated record.